AUUUUAGCAAGAAACCUAGUCGGCCGUUUAACCGUUCUUAACCAGCAAUCUCGCUGCGCCGUUUCUUCCCGCGGGCUGCAAAAAGCCGUUAGUAUCAAUUUUCUUUCUCACAUAGAUAUCUCAAUACUUGGGUAAGAAAUCUCGCACUUGAUCUACAAUGGUUUCUGGCAGAUGGAUAGAAACAGGAGCGGAUCUGUGGAAGGACAAGGCUAAUUCACUGCAGUUUCGGCUGCGGAACCGUUUCAGGGUCGCCGUCGAUCACCACCGACGCCGCCCGAAGCUCUCAGAAGGGUACUUCGUGUCCACCAUAGAGCGAUUAGUCAAGCGGUUCAGCGAUUUCCGUCAGGAUUCUCUGCCUUCGUCCACCAUUUUCUACCGCAAAAGAGUUAGCAAGGACAUUGAUCCAGAAGCAGAUUCAGUACUGGCACGCAUGCUUCAGGCUGUUGCUGUUCCUCUUCUUGGAAAUGUGUGCCAUGUAUUUAUGCAUGGACUUAAUCAAGUGCAGAUAUAUGGUGUAGAAAAACUACAUAAAGCUGUGCUCAACCGGCCAGGAGACAAGCCUUUAAUUACGGUCAGCAAUCAUGUUGCUUCUAUGGAUGAUCCACUAGUCAUUGCUGCAUUGCUUCCCCGAAGUGUUAUUUUCAAUGCACAAACUUUGAGAUGGACACUAUGUGCAACUGAUCGGUGUUUCCGAAAUCCAGCAACAUCGGCAUUCUUCAAAUCUGUUAAAGUCUUGCCAGUUUCCCGUGGUGAUGGAAUUUAUCAAAAGGGUAUGGACAUGGCUAUCUCAAAACUCAACUGUGGUGGAUGGGUUCACAUAUUCCCUGAAGGUAGUCGUUCUCGAGACGGUGGGAAAACCAUGGGCUCUGCAAAAAGAGGCAUUGGAAGGUUGGUCCUAGAUGCUGACCGUGUACCAAUAGUUGUCCCAUUUGUGCAUACUGGGAUGCAAGAGAUAAUGCCCAUAGGAGCCAAGUUUCCCAGGAUUGGAAAGUCGGUAUGCCUCUCUCUCUCUCUCUUUGCCCAUGUAUAUAGUAGCUUAAAUCUUGUAAAGAUAGUUAAGUACUACUCCAUCUGUCCUGAGGAAAGACGUUCAUAUGAGGAAGGUACAACUCCUCAUUUUUCUAGUCAACUAAAUCAAGGUACACGUUUUUAUAAACCAAAAACUUAUUUCCACUUACCAUUUCGAUUUCCAUGAAAUUUACUUUAUAAUGAAAUUUGACUUUACAAAUUGGAGUCUUUUGUGGGACAAAAGUUCUUAAAACAACACUUUAUUUUUUUGGAACAGGAGGGAGUAUAACUGGUUCACACUUCAUUUCAUCGACAUUGAAAAAUGUUUGUACUUUUUAGGGGUGGAAAAAUGGAAUAAAGAAUUGUUGGUGUAUGUAUCGUGUUUUGUUUGAUGGAAUUUUCCUUGUAAUUCUUAGUCUUGCAAACUUGAUAGGUGACUAUACUUGUUGGUGAUCCUAUUGUUUUUGAUGACCUUCUUGCUGCGGAGGGAAAUCACAACAUAUCAAGAGGAAAUCUCUAUGAUGCUGUUUCUGCUAGAAUUGGUGAUCGUUUACAGAAGCUAAAAACACAAGUUGACAGAUUAGCAGCUAAACAAUCACUUGAUCAAGAGAGUUGCUUAGUGGAAGCUGAUUUGGAGGAUAGAAUCGGUGGUGCAGAAGAUGAUAGAAACAAGGACUCGUAUUUUAGAAUGGGCUUCUCUGGUUAUUAUGGCGGUUUCAGAUCAAGAGUCAAGAAUUACAUGGAUUCAACUGACCUAACACUCUUCUCAGCUAGAGGUUUGUUUGUGAGGAAGCACGGUGCAAACACAAAGACCAUUCAAGAUAUUGGUCCACUGCGGCCAUGGCAUAACUUCUUGAGAUCCAACUGCGGAUUAAACUAUUCUGCCUAAAGAGGAUGUAGGCAUUGCUCAUUGCUUUAUUAGUAUAAAUAUAGAUAGAACGAUUUUUAUUUUGCUUUUUUUAUUUUGUUUUUUCCACGUUUCGGUUCGUUUACUAGUGAAAGUUAAUAGCUUCUAGUUAUCAUGUAGUACACGAUUGCAAACCGAAAUCCAAAUGAGAACUAUCCAUGGGAUAAUGGGACAGUUCGGGCUAAUCCAACUGAUCAAUCUAUUAUUAUUGAUCUCUUAAUUUCUACAGUUUCCAAUGAGGCUCUCCAA
Cuscuta epithymum is the source of this 2164-nucleotide messenger RNA. Lineage: Eukaryota; Viridiplantae; Streptophyta; Magnoliopsida; Solanales; Convolvulaceae. The record is from the annotation of a GenBank genome assembly.